Molecule: messenger RNA, 6484 nt
Organism: Larimichthys crocea (large yellow croaker)
Lineage: Eukaryota; Metazoa; Chordata; Actinopteri; Sciaenidae
Gene: golga3
Product: golgin A3
Exons: 24
Coding region: 465-5048 (1527 amino acids)
Source: RefSeq, a predicted model, not a curated record
CCUGAAAUGUCAUGCCUCGACUGGCACAUAGAGCUUUUAUUGUAUUUGCGUGACAGGAGUUGAUUUAUUUGUGAUGUUUUAGAAAACUCUCCUCCAGCUAACGUUAGCGAGUUAGCAAAUGUAGCUUGACAGGUCCCGUCGUAAACACAGGCAGCUAGCUGUCUCGCUAGCGUCGUGAGCUAGUUUUGGAUUAUCCGUCUGUCUUUGUGUCCGUCCUCCCUGUCACCAGCCGGCAGAGCAAAGGAAAGACACGAGGACAACAUAACAGCCUUUAUGUUCACAUUUAUCCAUCGCUCUUAUGUUUCCUGAACUGAGGACUGCAGCUAACUCAGCAGCACAGCCAGCCAAAGAAGUGUUCCUGGACACCGACACUGCUCCCAGCUGGCCUGCAUCCCAAGAAGAUGGUUUUGUGAGAAGUUCUUUCCAAAGUCGCACCAGCAGUAUUGUGACUGUUCAUUUCCCUGAUGGAACUGGAUACUAAUGAAUCAGGAGCAGCUCAAAUGGAGGCUAACGCUAAUCAAGAAACCCACGUCAUAAAACCCAAAGAGGCUGAAAUCCAUACUGUGGACGCUGAGACGCAACCGAAAAAUCAAGAGCUGGGAUACGCACAAAACACAAAAGGGGAUAUUCAUAAUGGUCCUGUCAGUUCAGAUGCGAUGGCAAACGGAGACGGACUGGCAGAAGGCUUCGGUGCUGCAGGGAACACCCAUGUAAAUGGGUCCCUGCCUCCAACAGCCCCUCCCCAGAGCACCAGCUCCCCUGUCAACUCCCAGACCUCCCCAGGUGUGGCUUCUUAUCCACCCAUGAUGCUAGAGAGGUCUGAGGGGGCUAGUGCUGAGGUCACGGUACACACGGGUGAUUCAUUGCAGUCACUCAGACUCAGUAUGCCUAUGCAGGAGACUGAAUUGUCCAACCAGAAGCCAUCACUGGAGAUGGAGAAUGAGGAAAGGAUUCGCCUGGAGGCUCGCCGGCGUCUGGAGGAGCAACUCAAACAGUAUAGAGUGCAGAGACAUAAGGAGAGGUCUCACCGCUCAGCCCCCAAGAACAGACCAUUCAGCACCCUGGAUCCAGAGCUCAUGCUGCACCCUGAGGCUCUGCCCAGGGCCAACACUGUUGCCAUGACCAAGGAGUAUUCCUUCCUGAGGACCAGUGUCCCCCGUGGUCCCAAACUGGGUAGCCUGGGAAUUCCCCCUUCAAAGGAGAGAAAGUCCAGAUCACCUCGUCCGAGCAAGAUCCACUCCUUGGCUGACUACAAGUCCCCUGAGAAUGAUGGUGGAGGAGUAAGAACAGCAGACAACACUAAUAGCUCCCUCCAGUCUACCAUUAGCUCAGUGUCCACAUUGUCUGAGGUCAGUGUGAUGUCGGAGGGCAGCACCUGUGAGACCGAGUUACAGCAUGGUGCUCCACUCCAAAUCGGGGACAAUGUCUCAGAAAUUGAUGGCAGUGAAUCAGGAACAAGGCCAGGGAACGACGGCAAUGACAGUGACAGCUCGUCUUAUAGCAGCGUGUCUACCAGAGGGACAUAUGGCAUGCUCUCCGCAGCAGUUGAGCAACAGCGGGGGCCUUACACAGUAGAGGGGAAGGAGAUUGCCCCAGAGGCUAUGGGUCAGUUUCCCUCUCUGCAGGAGGUACUGCAGGCAGCCAGUGAAGAGCAGCACCUGCUGGAGCUGGAGCAGGAGAGAGAAGGGACAGCAGAGCCUCGCAGCCGCAGAGACAGUUUCUCCAGCAGUGUUUCCUUGGAGAGUUCAGUGAUGGGCCACGAUGAAAUGCUGCAGGUGUUGAAAGAGAAAAUGAGGUUGGAGGGUCAGCUGGAAUCUUUGUCAUCUGAGGCCAAUCAGGCUCUCAAGGAGAAGACAGAACUUCAGGCCCAGCUCGCUACAGUGAAUGCUCAGUUGCAGGCCAAGACGGAGGAGGCCCAGUUCAGCCAGCAGAAGCAAAGUGCACUCACCACGGAGGUCAGCACACUGCGGCAGAACACCACCCAGCUGGAGAAGGCCAUGGUGGAGCUCCAGGGCAGUUUGGAGAGCAAGAAUGCCAGUCUGGCUUCUCUAAGUAAUGACCUGAAGGUGGCUGAAGACCAGUACAACAGACUCAUGGGGAAGGUGGAGGAGAUGCAAAACACUGUAGCCUCAAGAGACAAUACAGUUCAAGAGUUGCGUCUGCAGAUGGGUGGUCUUCAGAGCCAGCUUCAACAGGUUCAGUUGGAGCGCAGCACCCUGCAGAGCCGAAUGAAGACAUCCCAGGCUGAAAUUGACUCACUCCAGCAGGUCAGACAGUGGUACCAGCAGCAGCUUGCAAUGGCCCAGGAGGCAAGAGUGCGACUGCAAAGCGAAAUGGCCAACAUGCAGGCUGGGCAGAUGACUCAGAUUGGUGUUGUGGAACAUCUGAAGCUGGAGAAUGUGACUCUGUCCCACCAGCUUACUGAGACCCAACACCGCUCCAUCAAAGACAAAGAGCGUAUUGCUGUUCAGCUGCAGAGCAUUGAGGCCGACAUGCUGACCCAGGAAGCUAAUUACAAGCAAAUCCAGGAUGCAAAGACCAUGGUGGAAGAUGAUCUGCAACACAGACUGGAUGAGUUUGAGGAAGAGCGAGAACGCUUAUUGAAACUGGCAAACACGGCCAGCAGCCUGGAAAGGGAACUUGAGCAGGUGAGGUUGACCCUUUCCCAGAAAGACGUGCAGGUGCAAUCACUCCAGAAAGAACAUCUGGAGCUGAUGCGCCAGCUGACCACCACUCAGGAGAACCUGCAGACCAAAGAGCAGUCCAUCAACCAGCUAGAGGCCCGCUACCUGGAGCUGGAGGCCCAGCUGGCCGAGCUGCAGACAGAGAGCAGCAGCAAGGACGACAGCAUCCAGUACCUCCAGAACGAAAAGAUUGUCCUGGAGGUAGCUCUGCAGGCAGCUCGGGCAGACAAGAGCCAGCUUGACGAGGGCGCUCAACGGCUCGGAGAGGAUGUUCUGGUGGCUUCUGAUGUCUUGGAUCAGCUUAGACAGGAAGUCCAGGUCAAAGCCAAUCAGGUUGAAACUCUUCAACAGGAAAACAGUUCCCUGAAGAAACAAGCUCAGAAACUGAAGGAGCAGUUCCAACAACAAAAGGUGAUGGUGGAAGCCUACCGUCGGGACGCCAUUUCCAAAGACCAGUUGAUCAGUGAGCUCAAGUCCACCAAAAAGCGUCUGUUGAUGGAGGUGAAAGACUUGAAGCAGGAGCUGCUGGGUGUUCAGGGGGAGAAGCAGAAGGUAGAACUGGAGCAGACCCGACUACAGAAGGAGGUGGUGAGAGUCCAAGAGCAGAUGAGUAACAUGGAGGCUCAUCUGCAAACCAUUCAGACAGAGCGGGAUCAACUAGAAACCCAGAUCCAGUCUCUACAGUUUGAUCAGAGCCAGCUAGCAGCAGUGACAGAAGAGAAUGAAAGCCUGAGGAAACAGGUGGAGCAAAUGGAGGGAGAAGCCAAAAAGGCCAUCUCAGAGCAGAAGGUACGCAUGAAGCGGCUGGGGACAGAUUUGACCAGUGCUCAGAAGGAGAUGAAGGCCAAACACAAGGCCUACGAGAACGCUGUGGGAAUCCUGAGCAGGAGGCUCCAAGAAGCUCUAACUGACAAGGAGACGGCUGAGGCAGAGCUGGUCAAACUCAAGGCCCAGGUGUCUGAUGGGGGAAACAGCCAGGCCUUACAGGAGAAGAUUAAAGCUUUGCAAGCUGAGCUGCUGGUUGUGUCCAAAAGUAAGACCAUGCUAGAGAAGGAGCUGCAGGAAGUGAUCACGCUCACCUCCACAGAGCUGGAGGAGUACCAGGAGAAGGUUAUGGAGCUCGAGGAUGAGCUUCAAGAGUCACGAUGCUUUAAGAAGCGGAUUCGAAAGUUAGAAGACGCCAACAAGAAGCUAGCACUAGAGCUGGAACAUGAAAAAGGGAAACUGGCUGGGUUGGCACAGUCCCACAAUACACUGCGGGAGCAUUCCAAUAUUUUGGAAACUGCCUUGGCUAAGAGAGAGGCAGAUCUUGUCCAACUCAACUUACAGGUUCAAGCUGUUCUGAAGCGUAAAGAGGAAGAGGACCAGCAAAUGAAGCAAGUGGUACAGACUCUACAGCUUGCCUUGGAAAAAGAGAAAACCAAAGUGAAAGACCUGAAAGAACAGGUGGCAGCAGCAAAGGCUGAAGCAGCCCAUAAUAGACGACACUACAGGGCAGCCAUGAUGGAGCUGUCCGAGAUCAAGAAGGACCUGCAAGCCAAAGAGGACCUGGUCAAAGCUCUGCAGAGUGAAUCUCUGAAACUACAGGCUCAGGAUGAGCAGCACGCUCAGGAGGUAUCCAGGUUCCAAGAGGAGCUGGCUGAGGCCCAUUCACAUCUCCAGAUCCUCCAGAAACAACUGGAUGAGGAGCUGGCUAAGCAGCCCCUCACGAACCAAGAGGUUGAGGACCUAAAGUGGGAACUGGAGCAGAAGCAGAGGGAGAUUGAGGCUCAGAAGCAGCAGCUUGAGAUGAUGGAGCAGUGUCACCACAGGGAGCUGGACAACCUACAGAGAGCUCUGCAGAACAUCAAGGUAGAGCUGGAGUCAGUGCAGGAGGAGCUGAGCACUACCAGGAAGGACAAGUUUAUGCUGCAGGCCAAAGUGGGUGAGCUGAGGAACAGCAUGAAGACGGUCCUGCUACAGAACCAGCAACUCAAACAGGACCUCAAACAGAGCCGUCUUAGGAAGCAGCGCAUGGAUCUAAAAAGUGAAGGAAACCCAUCCAACCCAGUGACGCCAGUUAAGAUCCCAGACUGCCCGGUGCCUGCCACCCUGUUGGAUGAGUUGUUGAAACCAUCAACAUCUGUCAACAAGGAGCCCCUCAACAACCUGCACAACUGUCUACGGCAGCUUAAGGAGGAGAUGGACAGCCUCCAGAAGCAGAUGGAGGAACACACAGUAACAGUACAUGAGUCAAUGAGCUCAUGGACAAACACAGAGGAGGAACUGGCUCAACUGGGACUUCAAAACAACAUCUCCAAAUCAUCAACGCCGCUUAGUAACAUGGUGGAAAAUAACAAUGAAGCAGAACCGCAGCAAUCAUAACAAAAGAACUUUUCUCAGGCCAAUAGAGGGAGAGUGGAGUUUUAUCCACAACGGCACUUUUAGCCCCUUAUUCCCUUUCUCUUUUCUUAACAAUUGCUGCCAACAUUUGGCAUUCUCCCAUCAGCACAGAAGUGCUUUCGCAGAGUAAUACUUUACAUACCAUAGCUUUAUUCUUUUCUGUUUAUAUUUUUAUUAUGCUAUUGUCAAAUUUUAUUUAUUUAGAGUUAAAGAAUUACAACCUAUCUGACAGCCUCUCCGGAGGACUCCCCAUCUUCAGUUUUGUUAUCUACCUAGUUGUUAAACUGAUCUGUUUGGCCAGUUUUCGCCUGUUGAGUCGUCAGUUUUUCUCACUAAAAGGUAUUUAGGCGUCAUCCUGCUCCUAAUAUGAAAUCAGUGGCUUUGAUGCUGCUUAAUGAGAAAAGAGUGUUUUUGGUAACAAAUCUUGAUUCUGCACAGACUGGCUAUGAACUGUUCUUCCAUUUCUUUGUGCCUGUGUAGAAGUGAAGUUGCUCAUCUAUAAUUUACAGACGUAGUAACACAUACACAUGGUUUCCAAGCAGCAGUUAAUGAAAUAUCAUCACUCCUUUUCAUAAAGUCAUGCACAAUUGUGGUCAUUUUUGUUUUGGUGUUGCCUCUUGUUAAAAUGCAGUGUUUAAGUUUGUUGUAACCGUAUCACCUUUGGUUCUUAAACUCUAAAAACAUUAAUCUCAGUUAUGUAUGGAGGUGUUUUGUCUAGCAUGGACUGCAGUAAUUUGUACGCAAAAAAGCCUUAAGCAAUCUUUAAUAUGUUGUAAAGGACUAGGCUGGUUUGAAUGAGUGUAUUUCUGCUGAGGGUGUGUUGAAGAUGUAAUAUGUUUAUUGUAUAUGUGUGCAGAUCCUUACUAAAGAAUGCUAUAUUGUAAAAUAAGUGGGUCACAUUAACAGACAUUGCACACUCUGAUGAACUGACAGAGAGUCAAUUGUAAGAUUAAGCAGAGAUGUUACUUCUAACAGCCGUUGCAAUGAGAUGAGUGUUCAUGUUCUGUUACGUUUGGUACAUACUGUAUUUACAAAAAAGGACUACCCCUGAAUCAGAUGUUAUACUUGUUGGCUGUUUCAUGGCUAAGGGGAUAAAUUAAUUGUUUCCAGAGGUUAAUAUAUAAAUACACUUUCUUUUUGUAUGAUUGUAAAGUUAUCAUAAUUGUUUAAUAGUGUAACAAAGCUGAAUUACAAGAUAUCAAAUACAAAUCGUGAAUGAAAGCUGACGGUAAAUCUAGUACACCUACGCUAAACUUUCAGUGUGGAGGGGGUCAUUGGAUGAUACAGUAACUCUCUGCAUGCAUCUGUGCUGCAGCCACUGUGUUGGUGCUCAUUUCCACACUGACACUGAAAAAAAAAAAGUCAAAUCAUUGUAUGCUUAUGAAUUUACAAAGGGACAAUAAACAGUUUGAGAAGAA